CAACCAAAUCAUAACAGGGCUUGGCGCCACCGUUAUAAAUUCAUACCUAUAACUCUUGGGGGGGGGGAGAAAAAUGCAUGCCAAAGACAGAUAUUGCAGGGUAUUGGGUUUCUUCUCUAUAUUUGUUUUGUUUCACUGUUUUCCAUCACCUUGUUGCUGUGCUAUUUAUAACAUAACUUCAUCACAAGCUUUAUCUCAAGGGCAAACUCUCCUCUCCGCAAGCAAAAUUUUCGAGGUAGGAUUCUUCACUCCUACUAAUUCAGGCAAUAAGUAUGUCGGUAUUUGGUUCAAUAAGCCAAUUUCUACAAGUAAAGUAGUUGUAUGGGUCGCCAACAAAGAGAAUCCUCUAGCAGUCACGGACUCGGCUGCUACUCUAACAAUUGGCAGCAAUGGAAAUCUAAAUCUUUUGGAUGGGAAGGAAAACUCUGUCUGGUCAACAGAUAUUCCUGUCCCUUCAAAUACUUCAUUUGCAGAGCUAUUUGACAACGGAAACUUUGUUCUCAAAGACAGUAUAUCAGGACAGGUUUUAUGGCAGACCUUUGAGCAUCCUAGUGAUACAUUUUUAAGCAAAGCAAAAAUAGGUUUUAAUGUUAAAACAGGCGAGAGAUUUGUGUUGACUUCCUGGAAAACGGAAACUGAUCCAUCACCGGGAAACUUCACUGUCGGACUUUCACAUCAGAGGCCUCCGCAAGCUUUGGUUUGGAUUAAUGGAUCAACUCGUCGCUGGAGAAGUGGACCAUGGGAUAACACCAAGUUCCUUGGGGUGCCUCAAAUGUAUCCAAUAUAUCUAAGUGGAUUUAAACUGACAGACGACGUAGAUCAGGGAACAACAACCUUGUCUUUUGACAUUGGCGACUAUUAUCAUAUGUUCAUUUCAUCAGAAGGUGUUCUAAAGGCUAAGAAGAAGGAGAAAGACACAGAUUGGUAUACUGCUUGGCAAGCACCCAAUAGUACAUGUGAAGCAUACGGAGUGUGUGGACCUUAUGCGUUUUGCAAAACGAUUGAAUUGGAAUCUACAGUUUGUAAAUGCUUGAAAGGAUUUGUUCCCAAAUCAAAGGAGGAAUGGAGUAAAGGUAACUGGACAGGAGGGUGUGUUAGGCGAACAAAAUUACUGUGCGAGAAAAACAAUGGCAGCUCAGCUUCCUCUGGUGGAAAAAAGGACAGGUUUUGGAAGAAGAGCACGUUGAAACUUCCUGAUUUUUAUACACUUGUGCCGCCUGUGGAUGCGGAUAGCUGCGGAAGAUGGUGCCGGAGCAAUUGUUCCUGCAUAGCUUUUGCAUUUGUAGAUGGGAUAGGGUGUUUGAUUUGGUCAAAUGACCUUAUUGAUAUUCAGGAAUUUCCCGAUGGUGGACAAGAUCUUUUUCUUCGCCUUGCACAUUCAGAACUUGUUGGAGGUCAACAACUCAAGAAGGUUAUAAUCAGUCUAGCAGCCAUUUGUGGAACUGCCAUCUUAGGUGGCUUAUUUUUGGCUUGGUGCAGAUUGAGAGCUAAGCAAGACGGAAAGAUUAAGGAUACUAUGAACUACUUUGAUUUGAUUGAGAAGAGUGACAAUUCAAGGGACAAUCUUCGAAGAAAAGAACUGCAUGAUCCAUCAGAGCUUGCUAUUUUUGAAUAUGAUACCAUGUUAGUUGCUACAAACAACUUCAGCAUCUCAAACAAACUCGGGCAAGGAGGAUUUGGCCCUGUUUAUAAGGGAAAGCUAAAAGAUGGAAAGGAAAUAGCAGUUAAAAGGCUUUCUUGUAACUCAGGACAAGGCAUAGAAGAAUUCAAGAAUGAAAUGAUUUUGAUCUCCAAACUCCAGCAUAGAAGUCUCGUUAAACUCAUGGGUUGCUGCAUAUAUGAAGAAGAGAAGUUGCUAAUUUAUGAGUUCAUGCCCAACAAAAGCUUGGAUUUCUUCCUUUUCGACCCAAGAAGAAGAUCAGAGCUUAGUUGGGCUACACGCUUCAAAAUUAUCCAUGGUGUUGCUAAAGGUAUCCUAUAUCUCCAUCGUGAUUCCUGUUUAAGGGUGAUACACCGAGAUUUGAAGGCCAGCAAUAUUCUUUUAGAUGCGAAGAUGAAUGCCAAAAUAUCGGAUUUUGGAUUAGCACGGAUUUUUGAAGAAACAAUAGAUCUAGCUAAUACUCAAAGGGUAGUGGGAACUCUUGGCUAUAUGUCUCCAGAGUAUGCCAUGGGAGGAAUAUUUUCUGAGAAAUCUGAUGUGUAUAGCUUUGGAGUGUUGCUGUUAGAAAUAGUUAGUGGCAAGAAGAAUAACAGCUUCCAUUAUCGUGACCAACAAUUGAGCCUAAUAGCUCAUGCCUGGCAACUUUGGAGUGAAUGCAGGCCAUUGGAGUUGAUAGAUGAAACAUUGGCUGACUCGUAUUGUUCAUCAGAAGUAAUCAGAUGCAUAGAUGUUGGGCUACUGUGCACACAGGAUCAUGCCAUUGACAGGCCAACAAUGCCACAGGUAGUGUUAAUGCUAAGCAAUGAAAUCGAUCGUCCAAAACCCAAACAACCUCUCUUUUAUUCUCAGGGCUCCUUGAAAUUUGAUCUUAAACCACAAAGUGUUACAAAAGGCUCCACAAAUGAAGCAACCAUAUCAAUGAUCGAAGGGCGAUAAGUCAACCUACGUUUUGGUACUUGAGAAUGCUGUGAACUCUGCUUAUUCUUUUGUGUUCAUGUAUUUGGCAGCAGCAUCUUCUUUGAUAAUUAUGUUAUGAUCUUUUAUUAACAGUUCAUUGAUUUCUACAAUUUAGCAGCAGAGUAGGUAUCUCUUCCCAACUUCAUUGGGUUAUUUUAAUGAUAUUGCCACUGUAUUCAACUGUUGUAGUACAUUUCUUAGAUAGAUAGGCAAUACAUUA
Ziziphus jujuba (common jujube) is the source of this 2837-nucleotide messenger RNA. Its product is annotated as G-type lectin S-receptor-like serine/threonine-protein kinase At1g61490. The record is from RefSeq and is a predicted model, not a curated record. Lineage: Eukaryota; Viridiplantae; Streptophyta; Magnoliopsida; Rosales; Rhamnaceae. Gene Ontology annotation, biological process: protein phosphorylation; recognition of pollen. Bases 74 to 2596 code for a protein of 840 amino acids. The transcript is spliced from 7 exons. Gene Ontology annotation, molecular function: ATP binding; protein serine/threonine kinase activity.